Messenger RNA from Colletotrichum tamarilloi, 333 nucleotides. RefSeq lists its product as uncharacterized. The record is from RefSeq and is a predicted model, not a curated record. Bases 1 to 333 code for a protein of 110 amino acids. NCBI's taxonomy places the organism in Eukaryota, Fungi, Ascomycota, Sordariomycetes, Glomerellales, Glomerellaceae. The transcript is spliced from 2 exons.
AUGAUGGUUUUGAAGAUAAUGGCAGCGGUCUCGGUGGCUCCUCUGAACCAGGACUCUGAAGAUGACGACGACUGGGCUACAGACGACUUGGAUCCUCUACCGCCCAAGACAGACCCUAGAGAUGGGAAUGGGAUCCACCAGUUGAUUGGGGGAAGAAAAGCAUCCAAGGCGACUUUUGCCAUGGCGAGGCAUAUUACUGCCAUCGUGCUCCCCGUCUCGCUCCGGCCGGUCAUUCCGGGUACCUCGGAGUUCCGGAAUAAUACCACUGACGAGUGGCUCCAUGGACCCAGCUACAGCCUUAUCACGGCCGAUUUGACUUUGAGGAGGUCUUAG